This is a messenger RNA of Paecilomyces variotii, 1818 nucleotides long. RefSeq names its product putative transcription factor TFIIIB component. Gene Ontology annotation, molecular function: TFIIIC-class transcription factor complex binding; RNA polymerase III general transcription initiation factor activity. Gene Ontology annotation, biological process: RNA polymerase III preinitiation complex assembly; transcription by RNA polymerase III. Gene Ontology annotation, cellular component: transcription factor TFIIIB complex. Bases 1 to 1818 code for a protein of 605 amino acids. The record is from RefSeq and is a predicted model, not a curated record. Lineage: Eukaryota; Fungi; Ascomycota; Eurotiomycetes; Eurotiales; Thermoascaceae. The transcript is spliced from 3 exons.
AUGAAGGCCUUCUCUAGCUCUGUGAUCAACAAAUCGGGCAAGAAGUUUGCUCCUAAGGCACCCGUUCGGCGUGCGGGAGCUGCUCCUCCAGCUCCUGGCCCUGCCCGUGCCAGUGUUGAUCGCCAGACGACAUCUCAGACACCUCAGACCUCUCAGCCUGCUCAGCCUGCUCAGCCUGCAACAGACAAUGCGCCUGUUCCUACCCCGCCUGCCUCUGACGUGACAGACGCGCAAGCCGCUAUCACGUCCCAUCCUACCGCGGUCACUACUGAGACGCAUCCCCCAGAACCAGAACCAGCACCUGCAAAGCCAAUACCAACGCCGUCUCCAGCUGCUACCACCAUUCCAAUCCCUGCCCCUAAACGCAAGGCGUCUGUUUCUGCACCAGUACCAGUGCCAGCGCCAACACCAGCGCCAGCAUCCGCAGCUGUCCCCAUUGAACGUCCAUCUACCCACCGUUCUCCCCCCAAAGUCUCUAAUAAAACAGAUGCUGGAGCCAUUGGGAUACCAACACCCAUCAGCAAGCCAUCGUCCCUACAAACAUCCCUUGACGCUGCCACGCCAGUCGAGACACCUACAGCAGUGGUAGAUGAUUCAACGGAAGUGAGGCCGUCUAAGCGCCAAAAGACAUCGCAGACCGCAAUACCUACUCCUCGAGCUCGAAAGACGCCUUCGCAGGAGCCUCAGGCCGUUCCUGAGCCAGAGCCAACGCCUGUGCCUCUUCCCACUCCUCCAAAUACCCAGCCUAGUGCCCCAGAAUCCGAUAGAGAAACAAGAGGAGAUACAGCUGCCGUUCCCCCUUCGACUUCUAAGAGAGCGCCAAAGACAACAAGACCUCGAAAAAAGAGGAGGACAGAGGAUGGCGCAGCGGAUACGGAGACGCGAUCGACUCGAGAGAGACGACCGCGCCCGCGCAAGAAACGAGAGCCCACGCCAGAAGGCUCAGAAAUGAUUGAGAUUGCACCAGCUGUCGUGAAAAUGUCAGAUCUGUGUAAAGACCUCCGCACUGGAAAGAAGUCGAAACGUGAGAUGGAGCUCCAGAACCUGGAACUAGCUGAAGCGGAACGUAAGCAGAAGGAACGGGAGGAGAGAGAAACUACAGAGCCUGAACCGAUCAAAAAGAACGCGGAGAAUGGCUCACCGUCUGAAGGUCUCGACAAUAUGCCUAAGAAACAGGCUGGCCCGGUGAUGAGGAUUGUGAACGGGGAAAUUGUGCUGGAUGCGACUUCAUUGCAGGUCGACCGUCACGCUGAUGCCGCGAGGGAGGCAGGAGAGCUGGAGGAUGUUGUGGAAAAUCCUCUCACGAGGAAGAUCAACCAGGCAACCUAUGGAAAGCGCACAAAGACAGAAUCAUGGGAUGAAGAGAUGACGGAUCUGUUCUAUCGCGGACUGCGGAUGUUUGGUACCGAUUUCAUGAUGAUCAGCAAGCUAUUCCCGGGGAGGUCGAGGCGACAGAUCAAGCUCAAGUUCAACAACGAGGAACGAAAACAUCCUGAGCGGAUCAAGGAGACACUGUUGGGACCGAGUGAGACCAUCGAUAUUGCAACCUACUCUGAAAUGACCAAUACUGUCUAUGAUGAUCCCCGAGCGAUCGAACGGGAACUUGAUGAGGAAAAGAAAAAAAUCGAGGAUCAGCAUGCGAAAGAGAAACAGGCCCAGGAGGAGCUAUUGCGCAAUCCGACUGGAGCAGCUGACCCUGGACAGGAGAAGGGCAACGGCCAGAAACCCAAAAGGAAGAAGACUGCUGUUGCCAAAGCUCUCGAUGGUGGAACGGAGGAGGUCCUCGGAUCGAUUGAUGACUUUCCUAUGCAUACCUAG